AUGGUGAUUUUAACAAACCCAAGCCGAGAUGGUAAGUAUUUGCCAACAAACGAUGCGUCGACGUGUGUUCUAGGUCAAUCUACUAAUUUGUUUGUCGCUAUUCAGAUCGUUUCUCCACAUCUCAUUGUGUUUUCACAGGAUGCAUUUUCAAGUAUUUCCUGCUCUGUGUGGCCUUCAUCGUCCAUAAUCUCUGUUGUUUUAUCUAAUAACGUUUUAAUUUACUUUAUUAAAUUAAAUAAUUUUAGGUGUUUUAAUUUUUUAGGAAAUCCUAUUUUAUAUGCACUUCAUAUCUUUGCAUUUGCUGAUUUGACAGUGGAGCGAGACUCCUCGGUCUCGCUUCCCGAUUCCUAG
Molecule: messenger RNA, 351 nt
Organism: Echinococcus granulosus
Lineage: Eukaryota; Metazoa; Platyhelminthes; Cestoda; Cyclophyllidea; Taeniidae
Exons: 2
Coding region: 1-351 (116 amino acids)
Source: RefSeq, a predicted model, not a curated record